UGGUCUGUGCCUGUGGGGCUCAGCGUGGGGGAGGAAACUUCGGGCAAAUGUUAGAUAAAUAAACAGUUCUGGGUACUUCUGAAACAUUGUGAUUGCUCUUAGCAAUCUCUGCUUUUUCAACACCUAUUAAAGAGGACUUACUGCCUGUGCUAUUUGUAGGACCCGAGGUACUUUGCAAAGAGCAGCAGCGGUGUGUUCCCUGCUUGCUUUGGGAGGGUGCAAGGUGCAGGUCAGGUGUGCAGAGGAACCCGGGGCUCAGGUGAGGCAGGCUGCAGGACUGGGUCUGACCUGCCAGACCUCGGGCUCGCUGGGGAUGAGGGGCUGUGGCUCAGAGAUAGAAAUUUGAUUGCAUGAGGCAGUGUGGCUUCAAUAAAUACUACGUGGCAUAGACCAAGGAUAAAUCCUUUGGGACAUCUCUUGAAGCAAUACCUCAGGAAAGUUUCAGGCGUAAUAAAGCUGACACAGAAAAGUGGGAAAAGGCUUUUUGAAUAGUGCCAGGUGUCUCACCUUGCUUGUUAAUCUGGAGGGCCUGUUGAAAGCUCAGCUAGAAAAGCAUGCAGGUGUCUGCUCUGAAUGUGUACCUGGAGUUUCAAACACAGCAGGCACUGCUGUCCUUUUCCCUGCUGGGGUAUUCAUUAGUUAAUGAGGUUUGAGCAGGUGGGGUUGUUUGAAUUUCUUCAGCCUCCAUAUGCUAGGAGUUAUAGGAAUUGAUAUUUCAGGAAAAAGGUGGAUGGUGAGAUCUGCAUUUCCAGUAGGAGUUUCUGCAGAUCGUGAAAAGCUGACACUUCUGCCUGACUCUUUUCCUGUUGAAGUGGAAAAGAUGGGCGGUGAGAUCCAGGACUGCGCAUACGUGGACAGCGAGAGCGCGUGCAGCGAGCCGGAGCUGUUCCCCGAUGAGGACGCGAUGACGCUGGCGCAGCAGGAGGUGCACCAUGAGUCUGACAUGGACAGCGCCAUCGAGAGCGCCCAGAGCUCCGAGGCCUCGGACGUGUGCCGGGCCGAGGACAAGGACACGGGGCUCGGGGGCCUCUUCCUGCCCGGUGACAAGUCAAGUCCUCACAACCCUUCUGCAGCAUCUGACCUCUCCACUUAUUCCACCGCCUCCCUGAUCAGUAAUGAAGAACAGUUUGAAGACUAUGGGGAAGGAGAUGAUGUGGAUUUUACUCCCAGUAGCCCAUGUCCUGAUGAUGAGACCAGAACCAACGCCUACUCUGACCUUGGCUCAUCUGUAUCUUCCAGUGCUGGCCAAACCCCCCGAAAAAUGAGACAUGUUUAUAACAGCGAGUUACUGGAUGUUUACUGCUCACAGUGCUGCAAAAAGAUAAAUCUCCUCAACGAUUUGGAAGCCAGGCUGAAAAAUUUGAAAGCAAACAGCCCUAACAGGAAAAUAUCAAGCACAGCUUUUGGAAGACAACUCUUCCACAACAGUAACUUCAGCAGCAGUAAUGGCAGCACAGAAGACUUGUUCAGAGACAGUAUAGACUCCUGUGAUAAUGAUAUCACUGAGAAGGUAACGUACCUGGAAAAGAAGGUGACAGAGCUGGAGAACGACAGCCUGACAAAUGGUGACCUGAAGAGCAAACUGAAACAAGAGAACACACAGCUGGUUCACAGAGUUCAUGAGCUAGAGGAACUAUUGAAAGACCAAGAAACAUCAGCAGAACAGACUCUGGAAGAAGAGAUAAAGAGACACAGAGAAGCUUACAGCAAGUAUGAAAAAGAGAAAGGCACUGAAAUUGAACUGCUGAAUACAAGGGUUCAGCAACUGGAAGAAGAAAAUGGUGAUCUGAAAAGCACUGUCACACGACUGAAAUCCCAGACAGAGAGGUUGGAUGAGGAGAGGCAGCGCAUGUCUGACAGGCUGGAGGACACCAGCCUGCGCCUGAAGGAUGAGAUGGAUCUGUACAAGAGGAUGAUGGACAAGCUGCGGCAGAACCGGCUGGAGUUCAACAAGGAGAGGGAGGCCACGCAGGAGCUCAUCGAAGACCUGCGGAAGGAGCUGGAGCACCUGCAGCUGUACAAGCUGGAAUGUGAACGUCCUGGCCGUGGGAGGAGCUCCUCCUCCAGCUUGAGUGAAUUCAAUGCCAAAACCAGAGAGGUGGAAAUGGAGCACGAGAUAAAACGGCUGAAGCAGGAGAAUCAAAAACUUCGUGACCAAAAUGAUGACCUUAAUGGACAGAUUCUAAGCCUCAGUCUUUAUGAAGCUAAAAACCUCUUUGCAACGCAAACAAAAGCCCAGUCACUGGCUGCUGAAAUUGAUUCUGCAUCGAGAGAUGAGCUCAUGGAGGCCCUCAAAGAACAGGAAGAGAUAAAUUACAGAUUGCGACAGUAUAUGGACAAGAUAAUUUUGGCAAUCCUGGACCACAAUCCAUCUAUCUUGGAAAUAAAGAAUUGAAGAGAAUAUGAGAAGGAAAAGCAGCAACUGCCUGAUAUUUCUGCACAUGCCACUGGAUCUAAGCAGCACUCUGAUACUGUAAAUGAAUCUAUAAAUAUAUAUACACACUAGGUGUGAGUGUGGGUGCGCGGGUGUGUUUAUAUGAUGUUUGGUACACUGUUAUUUGUCAUUGAAUUGGCUUGGUUAGACUUUUUCCAUGCACUUUCAAUACCUGUGAUGAGAUGGAUACUGUAUAUUAAUGUAAUAACAAUAUAACUGGAUCAUGCUGUUUUAGAUACUGGACAAAAUGACUCUACCUCUAGUUGUAAAGGUAAAAAAAAGACAAUGGAAACAUAUGGAUGUGGCCCUAACUUUAGGUGCAAGAAUUAUUUUCUUCGUUCUUCCAGGAAUUUGGGUACCACAAACCAAUUGACAUACCCAGGUUCAGUUCCUGACUGGUGCUGACUGUGUAAUUUCCUAUUUGAUUUAGUUUUAGUACUUAAACCACACAUCAGAUUAAAAAAACAAAACAAAAACACAACAAAAAACAAACUUUGGGAGAAGACACAAAGUAAAUGGGAAGAAAAGGAAGAUAUUGCAGAAUUUUUGCUAUUUAUGAAAAAUCACCAUCCACUUGUUUGCCACUGUCAGCACAAAGUGUUUUUGAUGUAAGAUCACUUUGGAGCCUGCUUUGGGAUGCUCUGAGCCUGCUCUCUAGUGUGUGUGCAUGUGUGUUUUUUAUGCCUGGGUCCCUGUAGCGUUGAGGCAAAGAGCUUUGCAAAUCUGUUCCCCUAUUUUCAGGGGUAUAUCAUGGGCCAUUGAGAUGAAUUCUGGAAUUCUGCCCCUUCCCCUCACCCUGAUUUUAAAGAUUUCACUGAAGGAACACAUUCCAGUUCUUACCAAAAAAAGAAAAAAUAAAUAAACAGAACAAUGAUGGCAACAAAAAUUUGCAUGAAAUCUCUCACUUCAGGGGGAGGAGGAGGAGCAGCCCUCGACAUGACAUGCUGAGUUGCUUUCCCACCCCAGACAGCUGCACUCCUUUGAGAAUGGCAUUUUUUGUGCAGGCUGUGCAGAGCUACGGCUGGUUCCUGGCACAGCAGUGGAGGACAGUCUGAUAUGGAGUGGCUUUUACCUGUAGGGCAGGAAAAAGAAAAAGAGCUUCAUCUUGCAGGAGUUGCCAGUCCAGACUGAGCACACACGUGCAUAUCUACAGCUCUGAGCAGGGAACACGUCCUGAUUUAGACGAGCACUUGUGCAGGUGCUUAACUUUAGGUGUGUGCUGCAUCUGCUCAUGGGUGUCAGUGGGACAGAACAUUAAGCUUUAAAGUUGAGCGUGUGCUUAAAUGCUGCCUUAAAUAGGGAUGACUUCAACAUGUGCCUGUGUUCUUCAGAGCUGGAUCUAUACUGUAGGGCUAGGACGUUUUUAAUUAAUUAUGUAGCUUAUAUAAGGAGCUUAUGGAAUUGUUUGGGUAGUUGAAUGCUAAAAACAAGUUUUAUUCCAUGCACUUUUUUUUAAAAGUUUCACUCUUUUGAUUCACACCAACUGGCACAGAAAAAUCGGCCAGAGUAUCUGGCUUUCCCCAGUGCAUAGAGAUGUUUCCUCUAUUGAAUACACUCCCCAGAAGAAUGUUACAGUAGCAAUGACUGUGCUUUUCUGUGUAUUUCUUGCUGUUGGCAGUGUCUUGCCCCUAGUAUUCUCUUGAUGUAUCUUGGUGUGUAUAUGUGAUGCAUUUUUCCUGAAUUUGAAUACAUAAAACUGUAUUCAGUUACGGAUGUAAAUAUAUAUAUAUUUUCUGCAGUCUCUGUGCUCUUGCCUUCAGUGCUGUGUUACUGGAGUGAUGGGAAGCAGGGGACACAGUGAAAUCAGGCUUUCUUGAAGGCAAGAAAAUGAAAAGUUUGUUUCUAUGUAUCUGCAUAGGCAGGUGUAAAGUAAGUGGAAGGAGAGAGGGACCAGAGGAAUGACUGAGGGACACAACAUCCCAGCCCACAGAGGUCUGCAGUGCUCUGGGGGGAAUGUGGUGUCACAGGGCCUGAGGCUGCGGAAGCGUGGAGGAAAGGAUUUAAAGACCCCUCCUUUGCCACCCGGGAAUGGUGUCAGAUGUAACCCUGCAGCAGAUGUAACCCUUCUCUUUGUGCAGGAGUAGUGGAACCCCGUGGAAAUCCCACACAUCCACCUUUCCCACCUGCUGCUGCUCCUGGAUGUGCCACCCCGAAGGUGGGAGAGGAGCAGUGCAGCCAGCUCAGUGCUCCCUGCCUGCAGGACUUCCCACCUGCACUUCAGGGAUGGCAUUUCCCUCUGCCAGGGCUGUCUGUGGGUAGUGCAAGGACUUCAUCCUUUGAGGCCACAGAGAAUUUCCACAGUGUCAGGGAGCUGUGGCAGACAGCAGUGGCAGGCAGGGCUGGGUCACCCAGCAGCCUGGAGCUGGCUGGUUUUGUCCUGCUCUCAUGCAGUGCAGUUCACUAAGUGAAGCUCUUGCAGCAUAGGCUGGUGACAAUGUUUUACCCUAAUUAUUUUUAAGUAAAUUGGGCUCUGCUUCAAAAUUCCAGUGAUCUAAAGCACAUUCCCAUUAGGGUGGAACAUCAGCAAAUGUUGAGGAGUGUUUCACUGAAAGCAAAGCCCGUGGACUCGAACAGAAGACAUGAGUGUAGUGAUAGCUUAGUUUUUGUCCAGAUAAUUCUAUGUAGGAGGUGAAUAGUCAUUAGUAGUGACAAAUAGUCACUGAAUCUGGCUGAUAUCCUGAAAGUGAUAUUCUAGCCAAGGGUACCCAGCAGUGGAAAUUCCUUAAAACUUGCAAGACUUCUUAUUCAGCUCUGUGCCCAGCUGUGUUAGUAUUUAGAAGCUCUUCCUUGCUCCAGUGUUUGCAUUUGAAGAGAUGUCUUACCACCAUGUUGGUGGUGUUUGUAGCUGUGUUUUAUGGUGUAAAGGAGGUAUCCUUCUGCUCCUGUGGGGCCCUUGGUGUCGUACUGCCAUCUGUUACUGUGGAAAUCAUAUCCAGAUACUGCUAUGUUUGACAAAUAAUGUGAGUUGGAGGUGGGAGAGGCAUUUCACUGGCAGAUAUAUUUUCCUCUAAGGUAUCCACCUCUAAAAAUACUAAUUAGCAAUUGCAUUCUCAGACUGAGUAACUACAGAUUUUAGACUAACUUGUCUUGCAGCUGAAGCCCUGGAGAACCCUUUUAUCCCAGAAAAGAAGUCAUCAUGUUUUAUGACAUGCAGGUCAUUUGGUAAUAAAAGAUCACUUGAUGGCUCACUGGGGCAGGGAAAAGAGUAAUCUGAUAUCAGUGUUGCAGAGAGUGCAUAUUUUGAUCAAGUGUCAGACAGACACUGGCAGAGCAGACAGGAGAUGUUGCAAAUAGGGAGACACUAAUUUUGCUGUCUGUUCUCUGAUAAAUUUCUUCUUUGUUGUGGAUAUCCUUUGUGCUCUCAGGCUGGCCAGGAAAGUACAGCCUGCCUCUGUCAGUGUUAGUGUUGGUGGAACAAGGGCCUCCCUUCCCUGGGUAAAUCCCUUCAGACACAGAAAUAUCAUUUCCUCCUAGCAAUACACAAAUGCAGCAGACACUCCUGUGUCAAACCCAUGGUUCUGUUUAACCCUUGGGGAUGCAAACACAAUCCUAGGUACUGUAUCUUGAUCUGUUCCUUGGUUCAUUUGACCUUAAAUUCUGAAAAGCUAAAUGAGAUUCUAGUCAAACCUGCUGCAAACCACUGCAGGUAUUUCUAGACAGUGAAAAAAAAAAAAAAGGCUGGCUUUUGGCUAGAAGCUGCCUGUCUGGCUAGUCCCACACGAGGUACUGCAGAAAAAUCACCUCUUUCAAAACUUGCCCUUAAAGAACACCUGAAAUGUGGUCUCUCAAGAUUUUUCUGGUAUUGGCUGCUUCCCUCCAGACUUCAGUCUUCAGCUGUUGCCUAGUUCUGAUUUCAGAAUGAUGCUGAUUCAAAAUUGCUUUGACAUCAAAAGAUGACUUUUCAGCUUUUUGAAUAGCUUCUAUUUAAGACGGAAGCUGUUUGAGGAUUUGUCUUGAAGUGCAACAUUGAUGAACUGUAACCAUCCCAUCUAUUUUUAAGGAAUUUUUAAUAUGCAAAUAUGUAGGAAGUUUCAAAAAAAAAACCAAAAAACAAAAAACCAGCAUCUAAUGCACUUUGGUUGCCAACUUUUCCUUUCAUGGUCUUUGGGAAAAAAUCAGAUAUUUCUCAGCCAGCUCUGCAGGGAGUUGAACACAGCAUUAUUAAUUCUCAUAGAUGUGUAUCAACAAAUAUUUUGCUGUCUGAGUGCAGCAAUGCUCCAUUUACUUUGGUAGAACUGCAUUGCUCUCCAGAGAGGAUCUAGACCAACAGUAUUUAGGCUCCCUAACCUGGUUUGUAAAUGAGGGCUUGGAAGCUGAUAUAUAAACACACAUUGUGGGCUGCUACACGAGGCACUGCUCAGUGGUCUGUACAUCACAGUGCCCGUGACAUGUGAUGAGUCUAAGAACUAGAAUUUACAAAUAAAAGGGUGCUUUUUUUACAUUCUUGUAUGGCAGUGAAUAUACAGUGGUUUUCUCUUAAAACAAAUACUGUAUGGUGUGGUCUGAGGGAUUUUUUUCCAAGGAAGGAAGGAAGUAGCAGCUGAUCAAACACUUGCCAAAUCAGUGGCUUGGCUUAUACUGAUUUAAGUGAAAACUUGACUCUGACUUUAACUGAGCAAUUCCUGGUGUAAGUAGCAAUGCUUGUAUUCUUGUCAAGUCAUCUGUUACUCAAGAAACAUUGUCAGGAAAUCAUAACAGGUGAUGUAACACAGCUGGUUGGUUUUAAAGGACAUAGUUCCACAGUUCUGACAUUUUGUUCCUUUGCAUCUCAGUAUUUUUGAAUUAAAAAUAUUGAUCCUAGGAGCAGUUUGCUGUUAAAUCAUGCAUGGGUUUCUAGUGAAUGAAACUCUGCAUGUACCUUUAGAGCUUGCUGGGGACUGCAGUGGGUGUUGGGUCUGAAUCCUGUCAUUCUGCAUAAUGCACUGGGACUUGCACCGAUGUGCAAGAGAGUUGUUUCUUUCUGGGACUCUUCCUCAGGGUUCUGUUGACAUUUACACUCUUGGUCUUGUUCCCAGCCACUGUCAGGGGUAUGUGUGCCUUGGGGCAGCACUUUAAACAGAUGGGAGGGACAAAUUCAAUAUUCCUGGCUUCAGUGUGACUUUAGCUACCAAGGCAAGAAUUUCAGUCCUGUCUUCUUUAUACCAGGCCAGUCCUGUCCUUGCCUCUUUUGUGGUCGUGUCCCAUGUACAUGACAGAACACUGCAGCUGAUUCUCAUGGUGUACAAGCAGGUAGGGUGAGUAAUCCUGAAGGUGGCCCAGGUGAGGGGGCCCUGGGAUGUGCCUCAGUUGUGUCCAGUGUCCCACUGCACGCUCCAGUGACACUCUGGGAGGCUCAGGUGUGCAGCUCAGCAUGGCCAGCACACGGCACAGCUCACAGCAGCAGCCCGGGAGGAUCUGCAGGCAAAAUCUGCAGGCAGGGCCACGCUACCAUAGCCUGCCACAGUGUGGAGCCAGCUGACAGGGCUCCUGGUGCUCCCUGCACCCUGGGUUUCACCGUGCUGACUGCACUCCGGGGCUUUUGUUCAGCUGUGGGAGUAGUACCUGGCCAAACACACUGUUAGAUUAGUUUUUACUUAAACUUUAAACCAAAUGAAAACAUUAACAAAUGUGGGCUUCUGCAGUGUAAUUUGGACACCUAGCCCUGGGUUGGAGGUGCUGUGAGCGGAGCAGCUGUUACACCUGAGCUGUCACUGUACCCAGACAGUGACAGUGACACCCUGGACACCCCUCAGAGCUGCUGUGCCCCAGUGAGGGUGGCAGGGGACUGUUGUGGGGGACAGAUCUGUGAUGGUAACGGGGGCUGCAGACACUCCUCCUCCCAGUGAUGAUCUUACACUCCACAGCAUCAGCUCUGAUUUAUUUGCUACCUUAUCCAUAGCUAAAUUAUUCUGGCUUUGGAGAAAGGAUAUCAGAAGGAGAACCAAGAGUUUAGUAUCCUGUGGACACUUCAGUACACUACAGGGCAGUAAAUGUUGCACUGAUAUAUAUUUAAAUACUGAGACAUUUUGAGAAUUACUGUAAAAUCAGUUGUGAGAGCCAUUUGUUUUUCUCUGUUGCACAGACUAGUCACGUUUUUUGCAUGGUUACAUAUUUUAGUACUUGUGCCUUUUACUUCUCUGUUGUGAAGAUACAUUUUAUUUUCACAUUUUAUCAUCUGGUUUUGGACACUUUUUAUAUACACUUCUUGAAUCAUCUGGUUUCUUGUAAUGUACAUGUGUAUAUAUAAAAUAGAUCAGAUUUGUAUUCAUGUGCCUCUGAGAUGUAAAAAAUACUCAUUUUGUACAGGUUUUUUUAGAAGCACUAGGUCAUGGUCUAAAUUACAUAGCAAAUGAAAUUUAACAUAAUUAGCAGUUCUUUGUUGUCUUUUAGGAAUGUUGUGUCUGAUGGUUGGUCUCUAGUAAGGCAAUGUCACACACACUCUGCAGGUUUAUUGUUUUAGUAUCGCUAUGAGACCAAUUCUAUCCACUUGUUGGCUUCAGUUAAUUCAAAAUAAUAAAACAAUUAAAUGUUACAGUCCUGA
Prinia subflava (tawny-flanked prinia) is the source of this 8954-nucleotide messenger RNA. It is a transcript of the gene RAB11FIP4, whose product is annotated as RAB11 family interacting protein 4. The record is from RefSeq and is a predicted model, not a curated record. Gene Ontology annotation, molecular function: calcium ion binding. Gene Ontology annotation, cellular component: recycling endosome membrane; endocytic vesicle; cleavage furrow. Gene Ontology annotation, biological process: regulation of cytokinesis; endocytic recycling. NCBI's taxonomy places the organism in Eukaryota, Metazoa, Chordata, Aves, Passeriformes, Cisticolidae. Bases 689 to 2395 code for a protein of 568 amino acids. The transcript has 13 exons.